Messenger RNA from Xiphophorus hellerii (green swordtail), 5104 nucleotides. RefSeq names its product aggrecan core protein-like. The transcript is spliced from 20 exons. Lineage: Eukaryota; Metazoa; Chordata; Actinopteri; Cyprinodontiformes; Poeciliidae. Gene Ontology annotation, biological process: glial cell differentiation; skeletal system development; positive regulation of neuroblast proliferation. Bases 157 to 4527 code for a protein of 1456 amino acids. Gene Ontology annotation, molecular function: hyaluronic acid binding. The record is from RefSeq and is a predicted model, not a curated record. Gene Ontology annotation, cellular component: synapse; perineuronal net.
CGGUCCAGGACUUUCCUCUGUGUUCAGCCUAGCAUCCAGAGCUGCUGCUGCUGGUUCUCUUGUUUAAACUCAGAACCAACAACCAACGGACCAGCCGAGCAAAAACACAUCAGAGUCAAAACAUUCGACUUCAGGAGAUCUUUGAACAGGUAAAAUAUGUUAAAGUGGACCGUGCUCCUGUCUUUAUGUUUAAGUAUCUCCUCUGCAACAUUUGACUAUCUUUAUGAGCAGAGAUCCUUCAUGGAUCCAGAGGACAUUCUGACUGUGAGAAUUCCUCUGGAGGGCUUACAGCGCCCUCUGCUGGGAGAAACUCUGCUACUGCCGUGCUACUUUCAGGACCACUCUGUUGAAGAUUCUGGUUCUCCCCCCGUCACUCCCCUUUCCCACCGUAUCAAAUGGAGCUACGUCACAAACGAAAAGGCGACUACCAUCCUUGUGGCUUUGGAGGGACAGGUCCGCAUCAACGAAAGUUAUCUGGACAGAGUUCAGCUGCAGAGCUACCCCCAGACUCCAACAGAUGCCAGCAUCAAAAUAUCGGAGCUACGUUCCAGUGACACAGGAGUGUAUCGCUGUGAAGUUCAGAUUGGCAUUGAGGAUGCCUAUGACGUUGUGCAUGUCCUUGUUCAAGGUAUCGUGUUCCACUACCGGCCCUUUAUGGGUCGCUACACUUUGACUUUUGAGAAAGCGAAGGCAGCAUGUGCCCAGAACAGUGCAGUUAUUGCUACUCCAGAGCAGCUUCAAGCAGCAUUCGAAGAUGGUUUCCACCAGUGCGACGCAGGCUGGUUGUCUGAUCAAACAGUGCGGUACCCAAUCCACAAGUCUCGUAUGAACUGCUAUGGUGACAAAGAGGAACUCCCUGGGGUCAGGACGUAUGGCAUGAGAGAUCUCAAUGAGACAUAUGAUGUUUACUGCUUUGCAGAUAGGAUGCCAGGCAGAGUUUUUCACAGCACCUCUGCAGGAAAGUUCACCUUCUCUGAGGCUGCGCUGGCGUGCUCCUACCAAGGAGCUCGGCUAGCCACCACAGGUCAGCUGUACCUUGCAUGGCAGGGGGGUAUGGACAUCUGCAAUGCCGGCUGGCUGAGAGAUGGGAGUGUCCGCUACCCCAUCAAUAUUCGACGGCCACAAUGCGGAGGGGGUCUGCUAGGGGUGCGAACAGUUUAUCUCCACACAAACCAAACAGGAUACCCACUUCCUGAUUCUCGCUAUGAUGCCUUCUGUUACACAGAUUCCCCUGAUGAUGAGGGUUCAGGCACAGAUGAGGGGAGUGGUGCUGUGACUGUUACCACAGUGACGAAGAGUCCAGAGGUGUUCUUCAGCAAGACGACCACAGAGAGCGAAGCAGUUGGAGAGGUGGAGACCCAGCAGCCAUUUGAUCUGAGCUACACCAACAGCGAGAACCCCAACAAGCUGCCUCUUCCUCAGCCAACAAACUUCACAGAUUUCACCUUUGACCUUAUUGAGGCCGUCACCAACCAGCCGGCUGUACAAAGGGAGCCCAGCAAAACCUCUGUCAUCUCUCCAGCAGGCGUGGUCUUCCAUUACCGCUCACCCACUGGCCGUUAUGCUCUCACAUUCGUCGAGGCUCAGUUGGCCUGCCAGGGUGUCAGAGGCUCCAUGGCCACACCACAGCAGCUGCAGCAAGCAUACGAGGACGGAUACCAUCAAUGUGAUGCAGGUUGGCUUCUGGACCAGACUGUGAGGUAUCCUAUCGUGUUUCCUCGAGAAAAAUGUGCUGGAGAUCUUGGAGAUCAACCUGGAGUUCGGACGUAUGGCCUCAGACCAGCAGAGGAGAGAUACGAUGUUUACUGCUACACCGAGGAGAUCAAAGGAGAGGUUUUUCAUGUGGGAUCUGCUGAGGGUUUCACCUACGACGAGGCUGCUUCUGCCUGUGAAAACCACAGUGCGGUUCUGGCCUCCACUGGAGAGCUCUAUGCAGCCUGGAAACUGGGCUUGGACAAGUGCCGAGCAGGCUGGCUACUGGACCGCAGCGUUCGCUACUCCGUCAACAGCCCCCGUCCUGGGUGUGGAGGAGAGAAAUCAGGGGUGCACACAUUGUACUCUCCUCCAAACCAAACACAUUACCCUGAACCUGAUGCCAGAUUUGAUGCAUACUGUAUAAGAGACAUCCAGAAGGCUCUAUCUAACCACACAUCGGAUACUGACUUAUUAAGGCCUGAUGAUUUCUUCAUCGUUCCUCCCAUCCCCAUGGAGAUUUCAAGUUCUGGCUCUGGUUCAGCAGACUUUGAUUCAGGCAAUGCAGGAGAUAAUUCUGGAGUACAAUUUAACUCUGGAGAUCAGUCUGGUUCUGGAGACCAGGUUAACUCUGGAGAUCAGUCUGGAUCUGGAGACCAGGUAAACUCUGGAGAUCGGUCUGGUUCUGGAGAUCAGUCUGGAUCCGGAGACCAGGUUAACUCUGGAGAUCAGUCUGGUUCUGGAGAUCAGUCUGGUUCUGGAGACCAGGUUAACUCUGGAGAUCAGUCUGGUUCUGGAGACCAGGUUACCUCUGGAUAUAUAUCUGGUUCUGGAGGCAAAAUCCCCUUUGGAGACCAAGCUGGGUAUACAGAGACUGUGGUGACCAGUGGAGGAUCUGGUUUGGCCAGUGCAUCUGGUUCGGGGUCAGGACCCAGAGUUGUUUCCUCUGGACCCUGCAUUGCAGCAGUAGAGGGCUCAACGUUAGGAGAACCUCAAGAGGCUGGAGAAGGAAGCACAGACGUUCUUAUAUUCCCUUUGUCUGCAGCUGAUUCUGGGAAGCUCAGUGGAAGUGGAGUUAUGUCCGGGUCUGGAUCUGGAUUUGAUGCUGGACAUCUCACUGGCACGGGUCUUAUCUUGGACCAAGAGUUGUCAGGUUUUAGUGGUUUUCUAUCUGGAUCUUCAUCUGGAAAUGGACUAUCUGAAGACAUUUCUGGAAGUGGAGAUGCUCCAAUCUUAAUAAUAGAUGACAAACUAAUUGAUGCAAAGAAGGAAUACAACCUUGAUGGAGGUCCGUUAGAUUUCAGUGGUUCUGGAAACUUUUAUAAAUCUGGGAUUCUCAGUGGGUCAACCUCUGGAAGUGACUCCGAGUCUCUUACUGGUGUGACUUUUAUGGGUUCAGGUUUCACUAAACUUAUGGGGUCACCUUCUGGAGAACAAGAGGAAGCUUCUGGGGGUUUAUUCUACAGCUCUGGACCAGAAAGUGGGGGUCAGAUAUCUGGAUUUAGAAUCUCAAGUUGCAGUUUUGAUUCUAGAGCUGGAGGUUCUGGAUCUGGUUUCUCUAAAUCUGAAACGUCAACAACUAAAGGCGAGGAAGAGGGCAGUGCUAUAUUUUUCACUCAGGGUCUAAUGACAGAAAUACCUGAAGAUGACAAGGUGCCUCUUCAGCUGGGAGAAAACUCAGGGGAGUACAGUGGAGAAACAAGUGGCAACAAUGGUUUCUACUCCAGUGAUGGAAACAAGGACUUAUCUGAGGAUAACACCUUCAUGUCAGGGGUUUUGUCUUCUGGAGAUUCUUCUGAUCCACUGGUGGUGGUACAACCUGCUCCAUCAGUUGACCCAGCACUAACAGAACCCACCAUAAGAACAAAUGAAGAUGUUAAUGGAACUGAACUGACACACAACUCCAGAGUUUAUGUUUCGCCAGGUCCAGCAGUUGCCCCUGCAGGAUUAUCAGCUCCUCCUGCAGAAAUCAAACCAGCUUUUGUACAAACACCAGCUGUCCUAGAAGCUUCCAACCCAUGUGAACCAAAUCCUUGUGGCAAUGCUUCAUGCACAGUAGAGGAAGGGGUUGCUUUCUGCUUUGAGGCAGAAGUGUGCCAUCCCAACCCUUGUACCAACGGAGCCACCUGUGUGGAGAGUGCAGACUCUUUCAAAUGCUUAUGCCUGCCCAGCUACGGAGGGGAACGCUGUGAGAUCGAGGAGCAGCGAUGUGAAGAUGGCUGGACGAAGUUUCAGGGAAACUGCUACCUGCCCGUCUCUGACAGGGCGGAGUGGCUGGAGGCGGAGCAACGCUGUCGGCACCUGAACGCUCACCUGGUCAGCAUCAUCACACCAGAGGAGCAGCAGUUUGUCAGCGCUAAUGCGCAGGACUAUCAGUGGAUCGGCCUGAACGACAAAACCGUGCAGAACGAUUUCCAGUGGACGGACGGCUCUCCACUGCAAUAUGAGAACUGGAAGCUGAACCAGCCAGACAAUUACCUCAACUUAGCAGAGGACUGCGUGGUUUUGAUCUGGCAUGAGAACGGAAAGUGGGACGACGUUCCCUGCAGGUACCACCUGCCGUUCACCUGCAAGAAGGGACCAGUGUUUUGCGGCGCUCCGCCUGCGGUGAAAAACACACGCAUGUUUGGAAACCGGAGGUCGGAGUAUCCGGUCAACUCCAUCAUCCGUUAUCAGUGCAACCCAGGAUUUAGACAGCGCCAUCUACCUGUGGUCCGGUGCCAAGCUGACGGGAAGUGGGAGAAACCCAAAGUGGAGUGCACAGAUGUAAAAGCCAGGAACAGAAUAAAACUCAGGAGCAGCAGGAAUUCACCAGUGAGCGAAAAAAACAAAUAAAAUUAAUUAAAGUUUUUAAAAGCGAGAAAAUUUUUUUCACAUCAUUUUUAAUUGUUAGAAUAUAAAUUAAAAUGCUUGAAUUUUCAUUCUUUGGGUGCUACGUUGUGGUAGCACUUGUUUAAAACCCUCAUCCCUUCUCACUAAUAUAUUUAAAUAUUUACGCAUGAAUGUCCAAUAUUUCUUUUAGAUCCCACUAAUAUGAAUGUAGAGCGGAUUCAGCUGAAUGCUUUAGCUUCCAGGUUGUCGUUCCGGAGACAGAAAUGACCAUUUUUAGACAAAAGUCUAUAUUUAGAGACUUGCAGCAAACAGGAAGAUUUUAGAGGACUUUAGAGUUUAAAGCAGCAGCUUAUCAUGUUGGUGGGAUUUUUAACAGCAUUUUUUCUGUUUUAUCUGAUCACCAUCACCAAUGCUGUGCAGUGCACAGAUUUUUAUAAAUCACUGCUGUAAACCUCCAGGUUCCUUCACUUCAUGUCGUUUGUGCUCGUGUGUUGCAUCACUGUUGCCGUUUGUGGGGGCUGCGCCUCCGUUAAACAUGUUGUCACCUGCUGCAUAAUCAAAUAAAGAUGCUGGAAACGUG